Messenger RNA from Patella vulgata (common limpet), 1739 nucleotides. Its product is annotated as A disintegrin and metalloproteinase with thrombospondin motifs 18-like. Lineage: Eukaryota; Metazoa; Mollusca; Gastropoda; Patellidae. Gene Ontology annotation, molecular function: metalloendopeptidase activity. The coding region runs from base 78 to 1739 and encodes 553 amino acids. The record is from RefSeq and is a predicted model, not a curated record. Gene Ontology annotation, biological process: proteolysis. The transcript is spliced from 10 exons.
GCUUAACAAUUAAUUUGACAUAUAUAUAAGCCGGGGAGACAUACGACGUAAUUUAUUUGGAAAAUGUCGGCUUUAUAAUGGGUAAAAUCACAAGAUGUAUAUUUUCCUUGAUAUGGAUUGUAAUUCUGAAAAUUGGAUUAUCCUCAACGAACGAUUUGACAUUUGGUUCCACAGAAAUGACGGAAUUGAUGAAAAUUAUCGAAAAACUGAAAAGUGAUGUAUCAGUUUUACAAGAGGACAGACAUUAUUUCGAACUUGACAUCGCGGCGCUUUUGGAAGAUCGUGAUUUAGCGCGAUAUCGAAUAAAUAAGCUAGAUAAAGAACAAAAAAAACUUGAGUUAGCUUUGAAUGAAUGUCAAGCGAAUCGUGAGGAAAUUCUUACAAAUAUGACCUUUUAUAACAAACAAUGGAAUAAUAUGUCUAUCGCGAUCCAAAACUGUUGUGCGAGCGAGCGUGGUCCCACGCACUUAAAUUUUGAAUUUUCGCCGACACAACUUUUAAAUAUGGUGAAAGAUUUGCGCAGUCUGCAAUCUGAAUUAAUGUCAGCUCGAAGAAAACAAUCACAACUGGUGAAUAGAAUGUCUAGAAUAGAGGGUAAGAUAGAAGCAGAGUUGGAUUAUGAACUGAACAACCAACCAGCAAGAAAAGAAAGCCGAGUCUACGACAGGCGUCGGAUGAAUGAAAUAGAACUUUUAAUUAUCAUAGAUUACCAAGCAUAUAAAACAUGGUAUCAAAGAGAAGGUGGUGAUCAUGGUGUUGGAAGACAGAUGAGAACACAACAAGCUAUAACCAAAUACGUCACAUCUGUUCUUUAUGGGAUGAAUAGCAUCUAUAAAACAUUGGAACCACAUGGAAUAAAGAUAAACGUUUCAUUAGUCGACAUACAUUUCAUACAGACACUAGAAGACGGCGAAUGGUUGUACAGAUUAUCGGAGAAUGGUUUCCCGAGGCGUAUAGUAAAAGCACACCAAGCUUUAGACGCUUUUGGUACAUGGGUUAUAGACCAUCGGAAAUCAUUGCCAAGAAAUGACCAUACCAUGCUGCUUACCGGAUUUGAUCUUCAAUAUCCGAAUGAGACGGACGACUAUUUAACAACAGGUCUUGCCUUUCUUGGUAAAAUAUGCAGUAUAUCAUCAGUAUCUGUUGUAGAGAAUCAGUUUAAUUUUGAAGAUGUGGGUGUGGCUAGCCAUGAACUAGGUCAUAGUAUAGGAAGUGAACAUGAUGGUAAAGGUAACCGAUGUUUACAAAUAGAUGGUUAUUUAAUGUCACCAAUAGUAGAAACUAACUCAUCUAAUCGCUGGUAUUUCUCACCCUGUUCUAUUAGAUAUAUACGUGAUUCUUUAAUGAAAUUAACAAGCAAAGGAAAAAACUGUUUGUACCGAAAAAAUAAUUUUGGUCACUUACCAAUACCAACAGAGGCUAACGUACAGUUAGGAGAAUUGUUGACUCCAGACGAACAGUGUUUAUUAAUUGAGGGUCCAGGUUCCAUUUUCUGUAGGUCUUUUUAUGGGGGAAAUGAUUAUCCCUCCUUAUGUAAGAACAUGUGGUGCCGUAAUGUGACGUCACUAAAACUGAAUAAACAGACAUGCAAUACGUUUUUAGGUUCGGAUGGAUUUGUAUGUGGAAAUCAAAAGGUUAGCUAUAUCAUUUACAACUCAAGUACUCAAUUCCUCGCAGUGUUGGUGAUUCUUUGUCUUACACGUAGUCCUCACAGUAAUUUAUCAAACAUUACAGUUUAA